GAGUGGGAGGUGGGGAUGGGGACGGGUGGAGCACGACUCCACAACAAGUAACAUUUUGAGCUCGUGGCGUCACUGCCAGUGGCGGGGUGUCUGCGUGGGGCUGAGGUUUCGGCUGCUCAACUCAUAUCCUUUUCUUAAAACUUUAGCCCUUCGCAAGGUAAAGAAAGACCAGAUAAAUCAUGGAGGAGGCAGCUGAACCCAAGGAACCAAAUAAAAUCCAGACAUUUGUAUUUUUUGAUUUGGAGACUACUGGCCUGACGGCUGGCAAUCCACGGAUUGUGGAGUUGUCCAUGAUUGCUGUAUCCAGAAGUCACCUGCUGGCAAUAAAGGACUCUGCCACACCAAAGCCUUCUAAUGCAAAUAAGGAGUUCUCAAACAGCCAGGCCAAUGGAGACUCAGUAACCAGUAAUUCAGAUGUUCAGAGGAAGAAUGCCAUCCCCAAACUGCCUCGUGUGUUACACAAAUACACAAGACUUUAUUAUCCAUGGAAAAUGAUGACUGCACAAGUGGAAGCAAUAAAUGGCCUUAAUAAUUAUGAUCUUGAUGGCAUGCCAAGUUUUAAUGAAGCAAGUGCACAGGCCUUGUUACUCUUUCUAGAUCUACCCAAGCCAGUAGCAUUGGUUGCCCACAAUGGUAACAGGUUUGAUUUCCCCCUCCUGAUGGCUGAACUCACUCGAGUGGGCUGUGUUGACAAGUUUCUGGACUUGCAGUGUGUAGACACUCUGCCUGCAAUUAAGGAUAUUGAUGCACUAAUAGAAAGGGAAGACAUAGUAGAAAUCACAAAGUUGGCUGAGUCCUUCAACAUUGAUGACCUGGAUGAUCACUUGCUGGAGGAAGGAUUCAUCCCUAGCAAGAGGUGGAGGUCAUCAGAAUGUGAUGAAGAGAAAGGCAAGCAAGGAAUUCUUAGCCAGAGCCGACUACCUGAGUCAGUCUCCUACAUAGGCCAAGGCAACCAGCACAGCCUGGAGGUGUCUGCUGCACCACUCAUGACCCCAGUGAAGAACCACCUCUCAGACCAGACCCAUGUCCCUACCACCCCAUCCAAGCUGGCUGCCCUACCUCCCCAGCCCAACACUCCUGAAGGCCUCCAGCCAGGUGUCCCUGGUCCCUCAGGUUUCCGUGCCAAAGUCACCAAGGAAUCCAGUAAGGUGCGCAGGACUCUGACUUAUGAUAACAAUGGCAAGAGAAAGCUUGGGAGAAGAGUGUCAUAUGCUCAGGUCAACAUCUACAAGCGGCUCUUUGACACAGAGUAUGCGGCGCAUCGUGCUGAGUCAGACUCUGAGGCUUUGAUGACCAUCUGUGGCCACUAUGGCAGCAAUUUUAUAGAGUGGGCAGAUACUUUUGCCACCAGCUUCUCCAAUUUUGAUCCAAUGUGGGUGAAAAGAAAGUCUUUCAGCACAAACCCGGAAGGAUAGCCAAAUGUUUUAUAUUAUACAUGUAAGAUUUUAGAUUAAUUUAAAGUUUUUAUUAUAUCUAUAUACAAGUCUGAUGUCCCCACAAAGGGAGUAGCAGAGACAAACCUUUUUAAUUUGCAGUAAUUAUAUUUGAUACUAAAGUGUACGUACUGUCAUUGUAAAAAAGACUAAGAAGUAAUUCUUACAGUUUUUAAUUUGUAGAACUGACAGCAAAAAUUAUUUUAUGGAAAUCUUAUACCAAAAAAAAAAAAAAAAAAUGUAUUAAC
This is a messenger RNA of Scylla paramamosain (green mud crab), 1681 nucleotides long. Its product is annotated as three prime repair exonuclease 2-like. Gene Ontology annotation, biological process: DNA catabolic process. The transcript has 2 exons. The record is from RefSeq and is a predicted model, not a curated record. NCBI's taxonomy places the organism in Eukaryota, Metazoa, Arthropoda, Malacostraca, Decapoda, Portunidae. Gene Ontology annotation, cellular component: cytoplasm. Bases 180 to 1415 code for a protein of 411 amino acids. Gene Ontology annotation, molecular function: nucleic acid binding; 3'-5'-DNA exonuclease activity.